Cygnus olor (mute swan) is the source of this 2951-nucleotide messenger RNA. RefSeq names its product RAB22A, member RAS oncogene family (gene RAB22A). The transcript is spliced from 7 exons. Gene Ontology annotation, molecular function: GTPase activity; GTP binding. The record is from RefSeq and is a predicted model, not a curated record. NCBI's taxonomy places the organism in Eukaryota, Metazoa, Chordata, Aves, Anseriformes, Anatidae. Bases 171 to 755 code for a protein of 194 amino acids.
GGGCCGCGGCGGCUGAGGGGCGAGAUCCGCCCGUAGCUGAGGGGCGGGGAGGCGGGGGGCUGCCCGCGCUGGCGUCUGGCUGUCUGUGUGUCCGUCUGCGAGCGGGGAAGGGGCUAUGAUCGUUCUGGGCCGCGUCUCCGGCGCUCGUUGAAGGCGCAGCCUGCCCGACCAUGGCUCUGAGGGAGCUGAAAGUUUGCCUGCUGGGGGACACUGGUGUGGGCAAAUCAAGUAUUGUGUGGAGAUUUGUAGAAGAUAGCUUUGAUCCCAACAUUAACCCAACAAUAGGAGCCUCAUUUAUGACCAAGACUGUACAGUAUCAAAAUGAGCUGCAUAAAUUCCUAAUUUGGGAUACAGCUGGACAGGAACGGUUUCGUGCUUUAGCCCCAAUGUACUACAGAGGGUCAGCAGCAGCCAUUAUAGUUUAUGACAUCACAAAAGAGGAGACUUUCUCAACAUUAAAGAAUUGGGUUAAAGAGCUUCGACAACAUGGACCUCCAAACAUUGUUGUAGCUAUCGCAGGAAAUAAGUGUGAUCUUAAUGAUGUAAGAGAAGUCAUGGAAAAAGAUGCUAAAGACUAUGCAGAUUCCAUUCAUGCAAUAUUUGUAGAGACAAGUGCGAAAAAUGCAAUAAACAUUAAUGAACUCUUUAUAGAAAUUAGUCGUAGAAUUCCAUCAACUGACACGAACCCCCCAACUAGUGGUAAGGGAUUCAAACUUAGAAGACAGCCAUCGGUGACAAAGCGCAGCUGCUGUUGACUGAUCCAUUAGAAAAUCAGACUUGUUUAUACAGUAGGUGGUCUUGGAAGUUAAUAGUUCACGUUGGGUUUAUAUUAUCAGUCUUAGAUCUCUAUCUGCUGGUGUUCAUACGCCCAAGGUCCUGCAAAAAUGGGCCAGUUCAUCUGACAUCUGUAUGCUCGCAGAAAAGACUGCAAUCAUAAUGUCAGCCUGUUUACUUACAAAAAGUGUAGUAUCUCUUGUAUUCAAAGGGAAUCCAUCAUCAGUUUUGUGGCCUUGCUUAAAGGAAGGUGACUAUGGACGGUAGAAUUGAAAUGUUUAGUAGUUUUGUAAUCAAGAUUUUGGUUUUUUAUAAAAAGGGAAAUGAGCACUUUUGUGGGACGUGGGGGUGGGAGGAGUCUGUUGAAAUUUGAAAGUUAGUCAGAUGUCAUUUCUUCCUUUUCUUCAGUGAGCCUUAUUUGAGAUUUAACUGUAGCUAAUCCAAAGUAUAAUGAGACAGUUGGUUUGAGGUGGCUACAGAAUAAGCAGCUGAAGACAGAUAAUAGGCAAAUCAGUCCAUCCACUCCCCAGAACCCAUUUGCACUUUUUAUUUAAAGAUGAUACACGCCGGGGAUGGGGACACAAACAAGAGGUCUUAAACCACAGACAAUCUUUUUUUCCAUGCUGACUUUAAUCACUUCAAGGCAAACUGAUAUGCUUUAUAGUCAUCUUCUUGUUCUUAGAAGGUUUUUAAUAUUAAGAUGUUGAUUGAAGAAAACCUAGCUGUAGUUCUGACUAAAUUAAGUGAUUACUGACUAAAAACAGAUGCUGUAAACAGAUGCUGCCAAUAGUUCUGAUAAGACUUAAAAGGCUGGAGGGGAAAGCUUUUAAUUGUUUAGCAUGUGUAAAGAGUUCAUAUUAUAUUUAAGAGACCAGUGUUUAAAGUACUCUAAAUUAUGUAAAAACAGUUUUUUAAAAAAAUGCAAUCUUAUUCACUCCUUCCAUUCCACACCUACGGAUAAACUCCUGGGGUUAUCUAUCAGUUGUUUUUUUUUCCAGCAUUUUAGGUAUUGUCACUGUUGGUGACUUCAUCCAGAGACAGGCUGAAAUUCACUCCUUAAAUCCCAUUUGAAAGAUCAAAUAGAGGCUGCUGUCAGUGCAAUGUGAGGUCUGUCUGUUGAACAAGUUUUCAUCUGUGGUGCACCCAGUCUUUCCUGUUUUGGGCACAAAAGUACAAAUAGGAAGUAACCUUAACACAUGUGGUAAUGUAGAUCAUUACCUCUUGGUUCCUGGGCUUUUUCACCUGUGAGGACUUUUUUUUUUUUUUUUUAAGUAAAUCAGUGUUUGGCUUAUAUUGUGUUGGUUUUAGUAUGCUCUCAAUUAAACUAUAGAUUGACCAUACCCUAUUGUGCUUUUUUAUUUAUUUUCGCUUUUUGUUUCCUACUGGCAGUAGUGAGGAACUUUAUACUUUUGAAGAAAAAGAUCUUAAAAUACUCAAGUAUAUACUACUAUGCUGUUGAGCUUUCCAAUUGAAAUGAGGUCAUGGUGAGAUAUUUGUUCUCUAUAAUCUGGCUUUCUAUCAUCUCAAGUAUUUUCUCUUAAGGAAAUGGGAGAAAAGUUUUUAAAAAAUGAAAGAACUUACAAUUCAGAUUAGUUUGUAUUAGUCAAAAUUCUUGUAGAGCUCUUAUGGAGCAGAACAGUUAAACUGUUAGGGUGAAAUUUUAAAUGGAUCAGUACGUUUUAAUGAAAUUUGACUACAUUUUUUAAAUCAUUGUACAGGCUUCAUGGUUCAUGCAUAAAAUUUCAUUUAUUAAAUAAUAAAUCUGGAAAUUUUCUUGAACUAGAAAAUAUAGUAAGAAAAGGAAAGUAUUAAAUAUCAGGAAUAUCUUCCAUGCAGGUUAGUAGAAAAAGGUUUUUGAACUUGCUAAAUUUAUGGCUUGUAGCAUGGAAUAAAAAUGGAGUUUAAGUCCUCUUUUUCAGUGAGAUAAUAAAAAUCGUGUAAUGUUAUCUAUCCAAUAUUUAUUGACUUGAGAAGAAAUACUGAAUUCUAGGCUGGACUGAGAGCUAGGUUAAUACUGAGAUUAUUGUAGCUGUCUCUAGUCAUACUGCAUCAUGUACUAUUACAUCACUUUUAUUAUCUCACUGAUCCUAUAUAGUAUCUCUUAGGAAAUCUUUAUAAAGUACAUUCUAAGCUAUUCUCAUUUAUUUGAUGCAUACCAAAAUUAGUCUUAAAACAAA